CCUAAUUGUUGUGAUAAACUUAUUAAAUAGCUAUGGUCAAAAAGCGCGUCCUGGACGAUAAAAUCAAGGCACUAGCCACUCUUCGGAAGAAGAUGGACAGUGAUUGGAAGGAUUUAGAACGGUUAGGAAAAACAGUGAAUGAAAAAACAAAGCUGAAGUUUGAAGACGCCUUAAAGAAAUGCAGCGAUGAUUAUACUCAGUUCAAGAAUGCCAAGCAAGACUUAGAGGCACUGGAGGAUGACCAAGAAAAGAACUUUGAGAAGAAGAAAAAUAGUGAAUUGGAACUAUGCAAAAAAUCUAUGGAGUUUCUGCUCGCUCAAAUGGAAAUGGCGUCAGAGAAAGAAGUUGAAUUGGGCCACGAAAUAGCAGAUAAUAUCAAAGAUGUUAUCCAGGAUAUUAAAAAACGCAAUCUUAAAGUAGACGACGAGGAGGAAGAAAGUGACGAGGAAAACGAAGAUGACGAGGAAGAUGAAACGGAACCCUUGUCUGAGAAUAGAACUAAUAAUGAAUCGAAAGAUGAGGUGACGGAGAACAUCGAGGAGGGAGAGAGCGAUGAAGACAAGAGCGAAUAUACAGAAUACACUGAGUAUCAGGAUCCGGAAAACGAAUACUCAACUCUGUCCAAAACAAACCAGUCCAAAGCAAACCAAGAAGCAAAUCAAGAGCAGUACAUUGUCUUAGACGAUUUCAAGACAGAUCUGAGAGGGGAUUUAGAUAUACACAAAGGAGAAGUGCUCACCAUAAUUUUGAAAAGAGAAGAUGGUUGGUGGUCUUGCAAAAAUGCAAGGGGUGAACAAGGCCUGGUACCUUCAAACUAUUUGAAGCUCAAGGUUUCUGCCGAGACAAAGGCAGCGGACGAAGAGGCUGAUGAUGAAGCCGAAUAUGAUUCAGAGGAAUACGAAGAGGAAGAAGACGACGAGGAAGAGGAUUAUUCAGACAUGGAAGAUGAAGAAGACAGCAAGGAAGAUGAGAAUGAAGUUUCGACAGUCAGUGAAAAGCAGGACAAAGAGGACACCGAAAAAUCGCCUAGAUCAAACCUGAAAGGCUGGGGAUCACUGCGUAAACAACUUCAUAAGAGAACGGAGGCUGACAUAGUGGCAGCACUUGGCGGCGGUCCAUCUGGAUUCAGGCCGUCCACGACUGCCAAAUUACUGCAUUCUGAAAACUCCAGUCACUCGUAUGUAAAGGCACUGCAUCCUCAAAUCAGUGACUCUGGGUUCCAGAUGCGAGAUCUGUUCUGGGACUCGAAGACAUCGUCUCUGAAGCCGAGGGAGACUAAGGCGCUGAGGACAUUCAGAUUGCUGAUAGCGAAGAAUGUGCCUCUUCCGGCGGAGGGAGUGCAAGUGCUGUGUAGAUAUGCAAACAUUUGCCUGUUCGACGGCAACUCGAUUCAAAGCAACAUCAUGACAGUCAAAGCAACGUGGAAUGAAAGUGACCCCAAAACAUGGAGGUUUACUCCAAAGACGAGUGGCUUGAUUCCGACAUUGCUGGAGGGCUAUGGUUUCUUCAGAUUCCCCUCCUACAUCAUCAACUUGGGACUGUUGGUCGAAUUGAACGUCGCCUACCACCGACCAAAGUCAGGAGAGAAAGGGGAUAUGUCUUGUGGUCGUGUUUACUUGAAGCUAUGCAGUGACUAUGGGAGCUCCCUGGCAAUAGGAAACAAGGAGUUUGAGAUAGAAAUUCAAGGAGGAACCCCGUUUGAAAAGGACGUUGCACUAGAUGCUACUGCUACCGGAGACACAUCCUUGACAGGGUCAAAUACCCUCCGAUCUCUAAUGUCGACUAAAAGACAAAUAACGCUCUCACUGAAAAUGGGAGAACUGAGUAAAGAGGAGAAACAGAUGGCAUCUUAUUUGCCAGUCUAUAUUGUGAUGCCAGUCACUUCUCUCCAGUUUACGAUGUUCUACCGGCAGAUUCUGGCCCAGGAGUUGCUAGGGGGCGGCAAAGAGAGAAGCGUCAUAAAACCGAUUUCUUCGCCAUUCUUGGCUAACUUCCCCGUCGCAAUGGACACUCCAGACUUGAUCGAUUUACUCAGGAGUGAAUGGAUGGAGUUGGCGAAAAAUAUGAAACGUGCGGAAAAGAAAAAUCCUGUGUUUCUGCGGAACAGCUUCCACACGUUGUUCCUGCAGACUGUCUAUCCUAUCAUGUACUCCUACGCCUUGCCGAAGUUCGCUCUCAAUGACCAAGAAUCUCAAAGUGAGCGGUGGAGAUUGAUCAAUGAGUUGGCAGCAGAUACUAAGAAACACCCAAUAGCUACUUCCGUCACAAUCCAGUACAAACCUUUCCUAUUGCAAGAGACAGUGGUGGAUGUCAUCAACCCAUACAUCGCCUCACAAGUUGCAGUGGCAUGAGAAACCCGCGUGAAGACAAGGUCUUCAGCUGGCUAAAUGAAAAAUUAUGCAAAAUUGAGAUAUCGUGCGUUAAUUGUAAAAAUGGAAAAUGAGCUAAACAGAUUUACCAAUAAGAUUCUGUAUAUUUUGUAAAUAAUGCAUCUCUUUCAUUGUAAAUAUAGUCAAAUUUUUGUAAAACAGAUUUUUUUAUUUAUGCACAUGAAAAGUACAGAUUUUUUGAAUUUU
Molecule: messenger RNA, 2576 nt
Organism: Symsagittifera roscoffensis
Lineage: Eukaryota; Metazoa; Xenacoelomorpha; Acoela; Convolutidae
Product: nephrocystin-1-like
Exons: 21
Coding region: 33-2351 (772 amino acids)
Biological process (GO): protein localization involved in establishment of planar polarity
Cellular component (GO): cilium; cytoplasm
Molecular function (GO): protein binding
Source: RefSeq, a predicted model, not a curated record